GGAGGAGAAAAGAAAGAUAGGUGGCUUCGGCUUCUCUCUUUCUUACUCACCACAGCCCCUACGCGAAAAUGUUUAGAUUUCUCAUCAGGCAUAUCCCGUUUGACCCCGGGUGGGUUGGAAGCGUGGGACCUCUGAAGGACCCCGCCGCUCCAGUCCUCCGGAAGCGCAUCGCCGUAGGCUGGGGCGGCGGCCGCACUAACUGGGGGCGAUGGAGUGGAGAUACGGUGGUUGAUCCUGUUGCUGGCCCCUGGGACCCGGACCUCGCCCCUGCCGGUGUGGGGAAAGCUCGCCCUACGCCAUGGCAGCCGCCGUGUCCUCGGAGCCUUUCGAGAAGUUGCACGAGAUCUUCCGCGGGCUCUACGAUGACCUGCGAGGGGUCCCCGAUAGGCUCCUGGGGACCGGGGGGACCGAAGAGAAAAAGAAGUUAAUCAGAGAUUUUGAUGAGAAGCAACAGGAAGCAAAUGAAACGUUGGCAGAGAUGGAAGAGGAGUUGCGCUAUGCCCCACUGUCUUUUCGAAAUCCCAUGAUGGCCAAGCUUCGGAGUUAUCGCAGAGACCUGGCCAAGCUCCAGCGGGAGGUCAGGAACACUCCGCUGACAGUGCCACCUGGAGGCCGAGGAGAUAGCAGAUAUGGAGCAUAUGCCAUAGAGAAUGAGUACAUGAAUCGGCUGCAUCCUCAAAGGGCAUUGCUUCUUCAAGGCACUGACAGCCUGAACCGAGCCACUCAGAGCAUUGAACGAUCCCACCGGAUUGCCGCUGAGACUGAUCAAAUUGGUUCUGACAUCAUUGAAGAACUGGGGGACCAAAGAGACCAGCUGGAACGCACAAAGAGCCGACUGGUGAAUGCAAAUGAAAACUUGAGCAAAACCCGAAAGAUCUUGCGUUCAAUGUCUAGAAAAGUGGCGACCAAUAAACUGCUGCUUUCCAUGAUUAUCCUUCUGGAGCUGGCCAUCUUGGGAGGCCUAGUCUAUUACAAGUUCUUUCGAAAAUAAUGAAAAUCCCUGCCUUCUCUUUGCCCACCUUGUGGAUCUCUAAAUCAAAGAGCUAAAGGACCAACUUUACUGCUAUGGGCUAGCAGUUUAAGCACUCAGACUGUGUGUGUAAGAGAGAAGGCAGACAACGAUUGGAAAUGUGAAGUAAUGGUAACAAGGCUGGGGUGCUAUACCAAGGUAACAAAUGCUGUGUUUAUUAGUUCUUUAAAUUUAUAGAGUGUUCUAAUAUAUUAACUCACAACGAACUAAAUAAAAGAAAUUACAGAAUACAGUAACAUUGGUCACCAAAAACGAGGAAGCAUUUUUUUAAAAACAAUAAUGAGAAUUCUCUCACAAAGGCAGUAUCGACAUUGCCAACUUUAAUAUUCCUUUAAGUGCCUCUGUAGAACUCUGGAAUGCCCAUUGUGGAAAAAGCCUGUGGAAAAAAUACUGACUUCCUAAAUUCGAACACAUUCUUCACUGUCCGAUUCAUCUGGUGAACUGGGAGUGGGGAGAUGGUUAUAGCCAUCGUGCCGUCCUUCCCUCUUCUGGCCGAAGCUUGAGGCGAUUACAUCCACAGCCAGUCCAGCUGUGGCCUUCACUUCCUCCUCUGAAGUAGCCAAGAGAGGAUUGACUUCAACUAGAUCCAAGGCCGACAGCAAACCUGAGAGAUCAGAGCCACACAAACUCUAUGAUAUGACUCUCCUACCAAAGAGGUCAGUCAAUAGGACUCGGAAAAGGUAGCCAGACUUGAACUUCUUAUUUCAGGGGUGGAACUAGAUCUUAAUGGUUUUGCUGCUGUGUUUCACAUCCCUCUACUGGAAUAUAGCUUUUGCUCUAGCAAGUAAAAGUGGAAUUGGAAUGUU
Molecule: messenger RNA, 1836 nt
Organism: Dromiciops gliroides (monito del monte)
Lineage: Eukaryota; Metazoa; Chordata; Mammalia; Microbiotheria; Microbiotheriidae
Gene: VTI1B
Product: vesicle transport through interaction with t-SNAREs 1B
Exons: 6
Coding region: 299-991 (230 amino acids)
Biological process (GO): vesicle fusion with Golgi apparatus; intracellular protein transport; macroautophagy
Cellular component (GO): SNARE complex; endoplasmic reticulum membrane; ER to Golgi transport vesicle membrane
Molecular function (GO): SNAP receptor activity; SNARE binding
Source: RefSeq, a predicted model, not a curated record